AUGGCUGAGGUUAAAAGUGCUCAAGUUGAACCCCAUCAAGAAGCAUCUGAGGCUACUGUGAUCGGAGAUGUUGUUAGUGAYASUGCUGCAACAGUAAAUCCUGAGUUGAACCAAUCGGCUAUUCAAGAUACCAACAUACAAUCUGCAACAAAGGUUGACAAUUCUUCUGAAGAUGCUGGACAGUCUCAACCAGAUGGCUCAGUUGGUGAUUCAGUUAUCGCUUCUGAUCCUGCAACUGGUGCGGGAUUAGUACCCGAAAAUGAAAUUCCUAAUCCAACAACUGAAGAAGCGUCGAAGCCAAAUGAGCUUACCAGUGAGAUUGGUUUACCUCGUGUAAAGAUUACCGAGGCUGCUGUUGGUACAACAAGAAAUGGUGGAUCACCUAGAACUCUAUCAUCUCCAAGAAAUGUUGGAUCUCCUAGAGCACUCUUGUCUCCAAGAUUCUCGGGUUCACCGGUGACCACUGGAACGCCCAAAAAUAUGGACUCGUAUAGAGGUGUAAUCGAUACUGCAGCGCCAUUUGAAUCUGUUAAAGAAGCUGUCUCAAAAUUUGGAGGAAUUACUGACUGGAAAUCUCACCGGAUGCAAGCAGUAGAGAGGCGUAAGCUUAUAGAAGAGGAGCUUAAAAAGAUCCAGGAGGAGAUUCCUGAGUACAAAACUAACUCGGAAACUGCCGAGGCUGCAAAACUGCAAGUGCUUAGGGAGCUAGAAAGCACAAAGAGGCUCAUAGAACAGUUGAAGCUUAAUCUGGAGAGGGCACAAACAGAAGAACAACAGGCAAAGCAGGACUCGGAACUUGCUAAGCUGAGGGUUGAGGAGAUGGAACAAGGAAUAUCUGACGAUGUGAGUGUUGCAGCUAAAGCACAGCUUGAGGUGGCCAAGGCGAGGCAUACAUCGGCAAUUACCGAAUUGCAGUCUGUUAAGGAAGAGCUAGAAACUCUGCACAAGGAAUAUGAUGCUCUGGUGAAAGAUAAAGAUGUGGCCGUCAAGAAAGUUGAAGAAGCAAUGUUGGCAUCAAAAGAAGUCGAGAAGAGCGUUGAAGAACUCACCAUAGAGCUGAUAGCUACAAAGGAGUCACUGGAAUCAGCACAUGCGUCUCAUUUGGAGGCCGAAGAACAGAGAAUUGGAGCAGCUAUGGCCAGAGACCAGGAUACGCACCGCUGGGAGAAGGAACUGAAGCAAGCAGAGGAGGAAGCCCAAAAACUGAACCAACAGAUACUUUCUUCCAAGGAUCUAAAAUCAAAGCUUGACACUGCCUCAGCGUUGCUUCUUGAUUUAAAGGCAGAAUUGGUAGCUUAUAUGGAAUCCAAGCUAAAGCAGGAAGCAUGUGACUCAAUCAAAAACAGCGAUCUUCCGACGGAAAACAUGAGCCAUCCAGAUUUACACACAGCUGUUUCCUCUGCAAAGAAGGAACUUGAAGAAGUCAAUCUCAAAACCGAGAAAGCAGCUGAAGAAGUGAAUAUCUUAAAAGUAGCCUCCUCUUCCUUGCAACUGGAACUUGAGAAAGAAAAGUCUGCUCUUGCCUCGAUCAAACAAAGAGAAGGAAUGGCCUCCAUAGCAGUUGCUUCUCUAGAAGCUGAGAUCGACAGAACGAGGUCGGAAAUAGCUUCCGUUCAGUCAAAGGAGAAAGAAGCAAGAGACAAAAUGGUGGAGCUACCCAAGCAACUUCAGCAAGCAGCAGAAGAGGCUGAUGAAGCAAAGUCGCUUGCUGAACUUGCUCGUGAAGAUCUACGAAAGGCCAAAGAAGAAGCAGAACAAGCAAAGGCUGGAGCAAAUACAAUGGAGACCAGGCUAUUUGCUGCGCAAAAAGAAAUCGAGGCAGCUAAAGCUUCAGAGCGGCUGGCCUUAGCCGCCAUCAAGGCUUUGGAAGAGAGCGAAUCAACAUUGAAGGCUCAUGGCAUGAAUUCUCCACGAAGCGUUACAAUCUCACUAGAAGAGUACUACGAGCUCAGCAAACGUGCUCACGAGGCAGAAGAACUGGCGAACGCAAGAGUAGCAGCAGCGGUUUCUCAGAUAGAGGAAGCUAAAGAAACAGAAAUGAGAAGCUUGGAGAAGCUGGAUGAAGUAAACAGAGACAUGGAUGCAAGAAAGAAAGCACUAAAACAAGCAACCGAAAAGGCUGAGAAGGCGAAAGAAGGGAAGUUGGGGGUGGAACAGGAGCUGAGGAAGUGGAGGGCAGAGCAUGAACAAAAGAGAAAGGCUGGUGAUGGAGUCAACACAGAGAAAAUCCAAAGAGCAAGCUCUGAAGGAGCAAAGGAGGUAAGUAAGUUGGAGCAAUCACCUGAGGCUGCGGUUUAUGCCUCCAGCCCAACUGAGUCAUAUGGAACAGAAGAUAACUCUGAAACCAAUCAAACCCCACCAACCAAAUCUGGAAAGAAAAAGAAGAAGCUUUCGUUCCCACGGAUUUUUAUGUUCUUGUCAAAGAAGAAGUCACAUACUUGA
Messenger RNA from Arabis nemorensis, 2442 nucleotides. The record is from the annotation of a GenBank genome assembly. NCBI's taxonomy places the organism in Eukaryota, Viridiplantae, Streptophyta, Magnoliopsida, Brassicales, Brassicaceae.